This is a messenger RNA of Varanus komodoensis (Komodo dragon), 2544 nucleotides long. Its product is annotated as P2Y purinoceptor 1-like. NCBI's taxonomy places the organism in Eukaryota, Metazoa, Chordata, Lepidosauria, Squamata, Varanidae. Gene Ontology annotation, cellular component: plasma membrane. Gene Ontology annotation, molecular function: G protein-coupled receptor activity. Gene Ontology annotation, biological process: G protein-coupled receptor signaling pathway. The record is from RefSeq and is a predicted model, not a curated record. Bases 1 to 1065 code for a protein of 354 amino acids. The transcript is spliced from 2 exons.
AUGGUUUGGAACUCACAGUCAUGUGUUACAGAGAAUUCUACAAUUUUUAAACAAGGCAAAGUCCAGGGCAGGAUAUCAAACACUACUUGUGCUAUUUUCUUCUGCAACACCUACAGCAAAUGGGAAUGGUAUUGCUAUGUUGUGAUUAUACUGUGCUUUUUAGUUCUGCUGUUAGGAAUUCUGGGGAAUGCAUUCACACUACUCUGCUACUUAUACACAGUGAAAUCCUGGACCAGUAGCACUAUAUUUUUGUUCAAUUUGGCCCUGUGUGACUUCACUUGGAUUCUCUUGGUCCCCUUUUCAGUCUACUACCACCUACAUAAGCAGGCACUAUACUCCACUCAAGUAUUCUGCCAGUUUAAAAGAACAUUUUUUGACAUCAACAUCUAUGGAAGCAUCUAUUUCCUCACUUUAAUUAGCUUUGAUCGGUACGUAGGUGCAGUCCAUCCUAUCCGUUCAUUAAAAUGGUGGAAUAAAAGCAAGGCUGUGUUUUGUGCCGUUGUCAUAUGGUUCUUUAUCCUAACAGAGUCUGUUCCCAAUUUUUACUACACAUUUGUGGUUCAAAGACAAAGGGAGGCAGUUGCUUGUCUGGAUAAUUUUGGAGAACCCUUAUACUUCGUGGUGCCUUUCACAAUUUUCAGAGUCUUGUUUGGAUUCCUCGUUCCAAUCACAGUCAUCUUCACAUGCUACACAUGGACCCUGAAAGCCUUACGAAAAAUGACAACACGCCAACAGAGAAGACACAGAAUUGUUAAGCCCUUGAUUUUGGUUUCAGCAGCAAUGAUUGUUUUUGCUGUGGCAUUUAUUCCUUACCAUGUUGUGAUUACAGCAGCACUAAUUUACAGAAUGAAUGACCAACUCAACUCUGAAAAUAUAAGCCUGAUAUUCACCAUCUAUAAGCUCACAGAAAUAAUUUGUAGUAUUAGCAGUUGCCUAAACCCAUUCAUUUUUAUGCUAGCAAGUACGAAAUUCCAAGAGAAGUUCAAAACUAUCCAGUGGUCUCAUAAAUGCAGGUUUCUUUGCUGUCAGUCACAUAAAGUGAGGGAUAUUGCAACUGAACUGUGAUACAUACAGCCAUGGGAAGAUGUUUCAGAAGAAGAUGAACAUUAUCUCACACUUUGUGUCUUUUGCUUUGAUCAUACUUAUUGAGGCAAGCAAUUUCUUUUGCUGGAUGAAGCUUUGUUAACACAUGGGCAAUCUUUUCAAGGUCAUAGAUCCUUUAUUUAGGCAUUGAGUAAGAGAACUGGAGAAGAGAGUGCUAUGAAGCUCAACCACUCCUCACACCUUCUACUAAGGUUACAGUCUGACCAAUUUCAUGAUUUUUGAGUCUUCAUCAAAGUUCCUCUGUCAUACUCUGGAAUGACAUACUUUUCUCUCCCCUUUCUAUUUUGUGUCAUAUCUUGUCUACAUUGUACACCUGUGGUUCGUUAUUUACUGACUAAUUGUAAGCAGAUACAGGAGUCUUUUUUGGCUAAGGAAAUAAUAUUGUAAAUAAAAUAUUAAAUAAAUAGUUCAAUUGAUCUGAGAAGGACUUGCCUAGGGGACCUUCCAGUAUGAAAGAGGUACUUUAUUACUCUAUCUUGAAAGAAUAUGGCAACUCCCAAAUCUUACCACCAUAUUCUGGUUAUUUCCGGAUUUGCCUAUUGCUUAGGUGUAAAAUGAUUGCUUUAUCGGAAAUACCCUAGCUGUAUGGUUUUUGGUUGUCUCUGAAGGUGGGGAGAAUGGUUGGAGGUAGGGGCCUAUCCCAUUGAGGCUGGUGGUUCCACUGUUGGUGAGGCACAGUGUAAGUAUUCUGGGUUUUAGUCUGAAUUUUUAAGGAUCUACCCAUGGUGCUGAACCUAUUUUAGGGAUACAGUUCAGUACUAUGGAUAGAUACUUAAAAGUUCAAACUGAAACUCAGAGACAACACACUGCUGUAUUGGCAAUGGGGCCACCAGUUGUUGAUCACAUGGGUCCCAAACAUAAAACUGGUACUCUGCAGGGAAGAAGCACUGAUAUUGUGGGAAAGAACUGCAUGACUGGCCCCUGAUGAAACUGGUACACAAAUUGAAUGUUAUCCUGUCCUUGUAAAACCUGCUAACAUGAAGCAAGUCCUACAUGGCUAAGGGAAUGUGUAUAGGGCCCCAUCUGUUCUUGUAUAUAGUUGCAAGUAGAACAAUGUAAGCAUCCAAUUUGUGCCAUGUCACUCAAACUGACAGAAUCUAGUAAAUCAUGAAGUCAGCUCCCUUAUAAAGGAUUUAACAAAGUAUUUAAAGUGUAUAAAAGGGUGGAGUGAGAAGGUGGACUCCUCCCUCAAAAUGAUGAUACUCCAUUGCAUUCUAAAAUUUGUUCCUACUAUGCAGUAUCUCACAAAAACCCCAAAUCAAGGUAUAUGGCUGUCUAUUAGUUUUUACAUUUAAAUUCCACUCUGUAAGCACCUCUCAAAUUGUUUCAGAAUAUACAAAAUAAUGGCAGUAUCACAAUGGAUUCUACAAGAAAAGAGAAAUAGAAUUAUAAAAACAGUCACUUCAAAAUUACAGUGUUAAUAAUCUCAAGAGAAUCUGG